AUGUCGAUCUUAUUUUUAAUUAUUGACGUUUUUCUUAUUUUUCAUACAGUCAAUGUAAUAUGUUUACUGUCAUCGUCGUCAUCCAGAAAAAUAAUCGAUAGCCAAACAGGUAAUGAAAAUGUCCUUGACUGUCAAAUUAAUAGAACACGAUGGACACUCCCCUCAAUUCUUCAAUGGUAUCGUUCAAUAAAUAAUUAUACAAUACCAAUAGCUAGUCAAUUUAAUGAUUAUCCUGUUCAUAUCGAGGAUUCAUUUGUUAAUAAAUAUAGCCUACUGUCAAACGGUUCGUUAAAAAUUGAAAAUAUUGAAUUAAAUGAUAAUGAUACAUUUGAAUGUCGACUGAUUUUAAUCGAUCGUGGUUUACUUGAUGUAAAAGAAAAAUAUUUUCUAACGCUUCGCGUGAAUGAACGUCCACGUUUUAUUAAUCUAUCGAAUUCAAUACAAAUUGCUGUACAAUAUUCAACAGUUAAUUUAAAUUGUCAAAUUUAUGGCAUUCCAAACCCAACGGUUACAUGGUAUAAAGUUAUUCAAAAACGAGAACAAACGAUUGAUGAAGAAAACUUACAAUUACUGUUAGCAAAUAGCCAAUAUUUUACACUUCAAAAUGUAGAUGAUAGUAUGGCUGGUAAAUAUAGAUGUGUUGGAAAAAAUCGACUUGGCUUCAUACAAAAUGACUUUCAACUACUCAUUCGAGGAUCUAUUUAUUGGCGACAUUUUCCAGAAAAUCGAACAGUUAAAAUUAAUGAUAGUAUUACUCUCAAAUGUGAAGGUCAAAGUAGUGAACCAUUACAAUAUCAAUGGUUGAAAGAUGAGGUUUCUCUAUCGGAUACGAUCUCAUUACAAGAUCGUAUACGUACCUACAGUGAUGGUCUUCUGAGUAUUAAUAAUAUUGAACCUUCGGAUCAUGGAUCAUAUGUAUGUAAAAUUAGUACAUCGAAUUCGACAAGUAUUCGUAGUAAACAGGCUCUUAUCACUGUUAAAUAUCCGCCUAUUCCAUCACUUAGCCGUCAAGCAACUAAUAUAACAUUAAUUGAAGGGUCAUUAGGGGUAUGUCCAUGCUUACUUGAUGCAUAUCCACCAAUUCAGUCUGUUUCUUGGUAUCGCAAUGGAAGAUCUAUUCGUAUCGAGUCGAAAGGCGGUGCGUAUACUAUCAAUUCUGAAUAUUCUUUACUUAUAAAGUCAGCUGACACGCGUGAUAAUGGUGAAUAUUUUUGUCGUGCACAAAACUCAGAAGGAUUCGGUCGUGACAGUACACCAUUUUAUGUUCUAAUAAAAGAACCAAUUCAAUUUAUUUCAAAACCAGAUUCUAUUUAUUAUGUUAACGAAAAAAGUCAAUUGAUAUUGCCUUGUGUGGCCGUUGGUAAACCACAGCCUACGAUUAAAUGGUUUAAAGAUUCAAUUGAAUUAGAGGAAAUAAAUGAAAAUCUAACUUUGGAGUACAUUGAAAAAACUGACCAUGGUUUAUACAGAUGUCAAGCAUCCAAUGAGUAUACAACAACAAAUACUAGUACUUUUAUAGUUGUUGAAAAUAUAACACCACAAGCACCUGUGAAUGUUCAAUAUAAACAAAUUUCAUCGAACAUUCUACUUUCUUGGGAACCUGGUUAUGAUGGUGGUCGAAUUCAACAUUUUAUUAUAUGGUAUCGUGUGAUAAAAACAAAAAAAGGACAUUGGAAUCAAAUACGUGUAUUGCCCAAUAAUGCAACUGAAUUUCUUUUAUUUGAUUUGACAUUACAACAAACAUAUGAACUAACAAUUGUAGGUGAAAAUGAUUUUGGUUUAGGGACAUUCAGUCCCAUAGUAUCAGUUUAUAUAAAUAAUCAUCAAGAUCUAUCUAUUGGAUAUUUUUAUUAUUCAAAUACAACAAAUUUCGUCCGACCAUUAUCACCCACUGGUCUUCAUUUAUCAUAUUCAGGAACAAAUCUUUAUAUAACAUGGAAUCAUCCAAAUCCGGUUGAAUCAUCCAUAAAAAUUGCUUAUUAUGUUAUACAAUGGCGUUCAUCAAUUGUUUUUAAUAAUCAACAAUCUCAGCAAUCAAUUGUUAUUCAAUAUCCUAGCCGCUCAUUUACAUUAAAAGAUAUUAAGCAAUCGAAAUAUAUCAUACAAGUCAUAUCGUAUUCACAAGAGGGAACAUAUAGUACUCCAAUUGAAUCAGAUAUUCAAAUUCAAUUCAAUGCAAUUCUUGCUUAUCGUGGUUCACGUCAUCUAUUAGUAUCGAUAUUUUGUUUUUUGACUCUAUUAACAGUUGCAACACUAUGUAUCUGUGCAUUUUUUACCGUUAGAUAUUAUUAUUAUCGACGAUCUUAUCCAAAAGAUCUGGGCACUGAUUUGAAGUUACUAUAUUGGUGCUGUCCUUCAAUUCAAUCGAGAUUAAAUGAUUGUUCUCGUAUGGAACCUGAUCGAUAUAAUACAAAUCUUCUUACAUCAAAUGAUUCUCAAACAUCGCCAGUUUAUAUGGCUCAACAACAAAUUACAAGUCAAACAAUUGCUAAUUCACUUCGAUCAUCAUCACCUUCAGAUAGUUUUAAUGAUUCGUCUGUAUCUGUAGCUAAAAUUUCAACAAUUCCACGUUGUCGUACCUCAACAUUAUCAAACACAGUAGUUGAAACACCACAAUUAACAUAUCGAUUUAUAUCAACAGAAAAUUCUAAUGUGGUAGUAUCAUCUCCUCUUACGUUUGCUGCAGUAUCAAUAACUAAUGAGGAUAAUAAAAUGACUUCAUUUUUUCAGCCCAUCUCUGCUGGAGAUCUAUCCCCUGUGUCUUACGGUGAAAUUGAGGGUCGUAAAAACAGUUCUCGUCUACCACUUGAAGCUGUACCUGAACUAAGUGAACUUACUCUACCCAAUAGUCGAUAUAGUUUUACUCCAUCAGUGUCGUCGACAAAUAAUGUUGCUAAUCAAUCGCAUUCAGUUCAACCUAGUCCUGUUCUUAUUACAUUUGAUUCUAGUUCUUUAAAACGUCGUUCAUAA
This is a messenger RNA of Rotaria socialis, 2970 nucleotides long. NCBI's taxonomy places the organism in Eukaryota, Metazoa, Rotifera, Eurotatoria, Philodinida, Philodinidae. The record is from the annotation of a GenBank genome assembly.